AUGGACCGAGGCAAAACGGGAAACGCAAAUGGGAGGUCGCCGCCCUUCGGCAACCGUUACACAGAUGUCAGAUUCGGCAAAAGUUUCAGUGAUAGUCACUUGAUCGUUCUCCCGGGUGCGUAUUGUUCACAUGCCGCAUGCUAUCACUUCAUCGAUUAUUUAGUUGAUAACGAUCAAGUUUUAUUUUUUUAAUGUUAUUCAAGGUGCAACCGUUUUUUGCUGCACAAAUUAUCAGAGUCAAGCCUUAUUACGAAAAAAACAAUAAAAAUGAUUAAUUUGCAGAUAAAUUUUUUUGCCGUACAUGUUUUUUUGAGAGAAGGUUGGAAAAAAAUCUUGAAGUGAGUUCCAGCUUGCGAAAAAAAUGGCUCUCGUUCAUCAGAAUUUUGCCUUGGUGGACGUCGGUCCCAAAUUUCGAAGAAGAACAGAAAAAAAUAAACUAAUCUUUUUCACGCUUUUAAUUUCAAUCAUAUCAAAUUGGAAACAUGUGACUCAAGUAAAGUAACGAAAAAGCUCAUAUAAAUUUCUCCAAAAGAUGUUGACAUUCCAAAACAAGAAAAUUCAGCUCAUCAGAGCAUUUAUAGCUAGCAUGUUCUUCGGAAUAAGUUUUCAAUAACUUUUGAACGCGAGAUGUGAGAAAAGUAUGUAAACCAUAAAGUAAUCGAUGAAGGAAUCAAGAGGCCAAUUGAAGAAAAAACUAUCAGCCGAUUAGGGUGAAAAAGUUUCGGUGAAGGAAGAGACGGUUGUCCUGUCAAAACAGGAUCUCGACACGUCUCAUGCACGUGAAUCGGGUCCGCAGACUUUGAUAGGAAGAUGUUUUUGUCUCUUUUAGAUGGCCAUUUCAUCGCCAAAAUAUUUUUGCUCUGUCGAUUUCUGCAAACGUCUGGAAACCGGGGAUCUUUGCCUAAAAAAAGACCUCAUGUUGCCCCUUACAAGUUGAUAAACUGGAUUUUUCAUGCAGGGACAACAAGAACAAAUUACUUGCAAUGUCGGAAAGAGAGUUUGAUUUUCUGUACUCGUCUCAUUUUCCCAACAAAAAUGAUCUAAACAGGAAAACUAGGCUUAAUUUUUUUUUUCGGCGUCUCUGGAUAAUUAAAAGUUUUCAGAAAAAAGUUUUUUUUUCAUGUUUGUCUUUUUUAAUUCAACUUUUUCAGUAGGUUACAAAGAUGAAUCUCCAUUUUUGCGGUGGGUCUUUCAGUAAUUUAUAUGGUCACUGGAAUAGUGUACACGCCAGAUUCCAAGAUUACUUGUCUAGUAGCUGCAGCUUAUUUGGAGCCCUUGAAUUAUUAAACACCAGGUCUUUUCACUUUACCGUUGGGAACUCUUUCGAAAUAGGUCUGAAAUUUUUAAUCGUACCAGAUAAAAUCUGUAAAAGUCAACUAAGAAAAAAAUAUGUGGUUUUAGAAGAAAAAACGUCAAAGUUGUCGAAUGGCCUACUUAUUCUUUCUACAUCGGUACUUCAGUCUUUGCAAGGCAUUCUCAUAAACAUACAGAACCUAUGUAGAUUGAGACCUUUAUUAUCUUCACAGGCCCGUGGAAAAGCAUUUUUACCGAAUUUCGGAGCAUUCAUCCAGAAAAACGAAAUUAGUAAAAUUUCUACCCACUUUUUUUCUGCACAGAUAACGCGUGCUUUUAUAAUCAAAAUAAUUUUCGUUUUUUCCUGUAUUUUCCAUGCUCACAGGGAAAACCGACAAAAGAGAAUCGACUUGUUGCUCAAGAUAUCUGACGUGGCAUGUGAUCAAAUCCAGUCGUGUUAAUAAUCCAUCGUGUUGCGCUAAAAGAAAAGAAAGCGUUUCGUUCGGGUAUUUGUGGCAAUUGCGCUGUAAUGUAAACAAUGAACAAGUCGCGGGUCGAAGUUGCGCGUUGCCUCAAGUGGAAAAGGCUUCCCCGCUGCCGUAACUCUCGAGGCGCCAUCACGCAAAUCUUUUGCCACCCACCGCUCAUCUCGCCUUGUCCUUGGUUUCCGAGCUGCGCACACGAGAAAAUGUCCAAGUACUUCUCAAACAAUAAAUAAUAACCCGCUUGUUUCAAUUUACAGAGAGCAUGUUGCAGUUGAAAAUGGAUAAAGACUUGAUAAGAAACACGAAAAAUGGGUUUUGAGAAGGAAGAAUACGUAUGUGGAAGUGCCAUGGGAAAUCGAGUUUUUGGACUUCCGCCACCAGUUGAAAAAUCAACAAAAAUGCCAAAGCUCUAAAUCAAGAGAAUCUAUCAUAAAGGCAAACAAAGGCGCAUGGAUUUGGUUUCGAAAAUGGAUGUAUUUCUUCAAAUAUAUAGAAAUUGACUAAAAUAUUUAAAUUAGAAUUCAGCCCGAAGUUGCUUCUUAAACCAAUUCAUUUUUUUCUGAUAGGGUAAUUUACAGAUUAAAAAUGAAAGGAAGAUUUUUAAGAUCUAAUACAAAAUUCUCAGCGUAGAUCAGUGAGUUCAACUACUAUUCAACAUAAUAACGUUCCUACACACAUUUAAAAAAAGUCUCUGGUUUUUGAAGCAGAUUUUUUGAUUUCUUCGUGUUUUCCAACGAGUUUAGAAGCUCAAAGCAUUGAAAAAAACAGAAAUUGUUUUUACUGGCAGAAGUAAGUCAAAGUUGAUCUUAUAAGUUUUACCUUGAUAACGAAUUAUAAGAUCAUAAAUUUCUGUUGAUAUCUUCACCAAAGGCUUCGAAGAACUAAAAUUUUCAAUUUUUGUGAUGACUCGAAAUGAGUCGCUGGUUAUCAAUGAUCGGUCUAAAAUCUAUUUUUUUUCCUCAUCCUUGUCCGUUGCCGCCAAACUUCUUUCUUUGUUUCUCAGCCAUCAUGGACGGUUUCAGGUGAGCUGUCGUGUUCGGCGGCUCGGUUUUUUUGCGCCUCUUCAGCGCGGCUCCGCUUAUUUUCUCUCUAUGCAAUCUCUUGGCGUGGUAGAUCCCACUCACGCCCCCAAGCACACGCCUCUACCGACAGAUCGGCGGUAUCCACAACCGUCACUCACUGCACUUGCGUCCUCAAUCUACAGUCGCCAUGGGAGAAGAAGUAAGUGCUCCGCUUGCUCAGUUAUCCGCCUCCCUAUUCUUCGAAAAUUUUCUAAGAUUUUUUAUUGUCGUUUUUUUUCUUACUGUGACUUUUCUUUCCUUUUAUUGCCGUACUUGUUAGACGCUAUUCUACAAUGAAGAGCUUGAAUAAUUUUUCCCUCUGUGUCAAAGUGAAAUCUAUUCCAUCAAUUGAAGCAAACCAACAAAAUUUUAUUUUUGUUUUAUAAUCAUUCUGCUUGAGAAUCGAAUCGGAUAUUCAAAAUGAGAGUAGCUGACUUUCUUCAUGACAAUGAUAUUUUCAAUGCAAACAUUAUUCUCCAAGCUCCAAGUGUUCAUAAUUGUGCAUCAGGACUGGUCAUCCGAAGCGCCUCAGCAACAGCGCAAAAGAUGGACGCUGGAGCAGCUCAAGGGUGGAAACACCUUCCUGUCGAUGCAGGCAGCCACCAACAAGUUCGAUUCCCAGAAAGGAAUGACAGCUCCUGGCAUGCCUCGCUGGAACAUCACCAAAGACAAGAAGGAGGGGUACUAUCAACUUUUUCGGAAAGUCGAAGAUAUUUUUUGAUUUGAAGUUACAUUGCGCCGGACCGCAAGUCGGAGAACGUGCUCCGUGUGCAGUGCGGUACCAACCAAUACGCUUCGCAGAAGGGCGAAACUCCCAUCGGAGCUAACCGAUUCCAGGUGCUUUCCUUAAUUCAAAGCUAACGUUGAAAACAAAAAACAGGUCCCGAAAAUUGCUUACAAGAAGGAAUGGGAGACCAUAUUGGACAAGGAAGGUGAGAAAAUUAUCCCGAAGCAAGCUGGUGACUACGGCCUAGCUUCGCAAGCUGGAGAGGUAUUAAUAUGAAAGCGCCAAGGACCGUUUUUGAAUUGACUUUUGAGGUGAGCAUGGGAGCUCACAGAAACCAGGUCGCCAUGAUUCGUGGUCGCCUUCCUCAUGACCGAAGAACUCACGGUGUUCUCUGCUUCCAAAACGGUUUGAACUACUGUGCAGAUUUUCGAUCCGUUUUAUAAACUUCAGGAACUAACUUGUUCGCUUCGCAAACUGGAAUGUCUGCUCCUCCAGGUCUUGGAGCCGUCCGUCAGGCCACGCAGAAGAUCGAAGGACUGGAGCUCAGCGAAGACCUUAUGCGACGAGGAACCGAAUUCACUCCAUGGUAUUCCGGCCAAAACAAGUUCGCCACUCAGGCUGGAACUGGAGGUUUCCUUAAGGUCCGCGACGUCCUACCUCACACCAAGGUAAAUCGAGACAAAAUGGAACUGUUCUAAACUAUAAAUAAACUAGGGAGGCAAAGAUAUCGAGGAAGGUCUGAAACAGAAAUCCGAAGGAAUCGUCCCUCUUCAAUCCGGAACAAACAAACUCGCUUCUCAGGUAAAUAGAGCUUUGAGCAGGUAAUGUCAAAGACCAACUCUUUCAGAGAGGAAUGACUGGCUUCGGAACGCCAAGAAACACUAUCCAAAGAAGCGGAUGGAAGAAAGAAUGGUUUGACCAUGGCAAAAAGUUUAGGGCUCAGAAUAAAUUGUUUCUAGGGUGGAAGACUACGAAGCCGCACUCAAAGAAUGGGAGGAGACGAAGCCGCCAGGCAGCGCUUCUUCCGUCGAUCCUUUCGGUCACUACAAGAAGAAGUUCGAAGAGCGCGAGUCGUCCCGUCAGUCUGAGAUCGACUCUCAGUCGGUGAAGGCUGCGGAUCCAGAACCGGAAGAAGAAGAAGAGACCAAGGUUCAAAAUCAUUUUCAUUUCAUGAAGGUGUCAUGAUCCAUUCAGGAGGAAGAGGAAGAAGAAGAAGUGCAAGAGCCAGCUGCUGAAGAGGAACAAGCCGAAGAAGCCGAGGAGGAAGAGGAAGAGGAAGAAGAGGAAGACGAGGAGGAGGAAGAGGAAGAGGACGAGGUUUUUUGAAUGUCACCAAAACUUGGAAACAUCCUGAAAUUUGACAGUGA
Caenorhabditis auriculariae is the source of this 4933-nucleotide messenger RNA. The record is from the annotation of a GenBank genome assembly. NCBI's taxonomy places the organism in Eukaryota, Metazoa, Nematoda, Chromadorea, Rhabditida, Rhabditidae.